Aspergillus aculeatus ATCC 16872 is the source of this 1203-nucleotide messenger RNA. RefSeq names its product GPI-anchored protein Ecm33 (gene ecm33). The transcript is spliced from 3 exons. Gene Ontology annotation, biological process: fungal-type cell wall organization. Bases 1 to 1203 code for a protein of 400 amino acids. Gene Ontology annotation, cellular component: plasma membrane; fungal-type cell wall. The record is from RefSeq and is a predicted model, not a curated record. NCBI's taxonomy places the organism in Eukaryota, Fungi, Ascomycota, Eurotiomycetes, Eurotiales, Aspergillaceae.
AUGGCCAUCAUCAAAUACGCUAUUCCCGCCAUCGCUGCGGCCCAGGUCGCCCUCGCUGCUAGCUGUGGUAGCAGCGGCAGCACCAUCACGAUCUCCAGCCAGAGCGAUGCCGACAGCUACGCCACUUGCACGAAGCUCACCGGUGACGUUGAGAUCAGCGAGAGCUUCUCUGGUGACCUGAGCAUCAACGGUCCCUACGAGAUCACCGGUGGACUCUCUAGCGAUGGCGCCAGCAACCUCACCUCGCUCACCUCCACCAGCCUUGCCACGAUCGGUGACACCUUCAAGCUGAACGGUCUAACCACCCUGACCACCCUCAGCUUGACCAACCUGAGCAGCGUCGGUGCCAUCUCCUGGACCGCCCUUCCUGAGCUCCAGUCUCUCGACUUUACCAAGGGUGUCUCCGAGGCUGGCGAUGUCGAGAUCACCAACACCGGUCUGACCAGCUUGGAUGGUAUCUCUCUCAAGAGCGUCGGCACUUUCGACAUCACCGAGAACACCAACCUGAAGACCGUCAACGUCAACGACCUGACCAACGCCACUGGUCUGAUCAACUUCGCUGGUAACCUGGACUCUCUCCAGAUUAUCCUCCCCAACCUUGCCGGUGGUACCAACAUGACCUUCCGCAACGUCAGCGCUGUCUCCAUCCCCUCCCUCAAGGAGCUGAGCGGACAGCUCGGCUUCUGGGGCAACACUUUCUCCAACUUCAGCGCUGCCAACCUCACCAGCACUGGUGAUCUCGUCUUUGACGACAACACCGACCUUGCCAACAUCAGCAUGCCCGUCCUCAAGACCGUCAACGGUGGUUUCCAGAUUGCCCGCAACGACAAGCUCAAGGAGAUCGCUUUCCCCGACCUUGAGACUGUUACUGGUGCCAUUGACUUCAGCGGUGAAUUCAACUCUGUCUCUCUCCCCGCCCUCGAGGAGGUCAAGGGUGGUUUCAACGUCCAGAGCACCGGUAACCUGAGCUGCACCACCUUCGAGAAGAUGCACAGCAACAACGUCAUCCGUGGUACCUACAAGUGCACCCAGACCUCUAACCCCACGACCAAGGACGGCUCUUCCGGCACCACCACUUCCACCAGCAGCACCAGCUCCGCUUCCUCCACCUCCAGCGACAGCGCCUCUGUCAUGAACAUUGUCAGCGUCCCCGCCAUGGGUGCCGCUGCCAUCUUCGGUGCUUUCGUCCAGUACCUCCUGUAA